GGAGAUAUGAGUAAACGGAAUCCGAAAAUUCUGAAGAUUUUUCUGUAUAUGUUACUUCUCAACUCUCUCUUUCUCAUCAUCUACUUCGUUUUUCACUCAUCGUCGUUUUCACCGGAGCAGUCACAUCCUCAUAUACGGUUUCACGUUUCAGUGAAUAACCAAUCGGCGAUUCAGAAACCGUGGCCGAUCUUACCUUCUUACCUCCCAUGGACGCCGCCGCAGAGGAAUCUACCAACUGGCUCUUGCGAAGGCUACUUCGGGAAUGGAUUUACAAAGAGAGUUGACUUCCUUAAGCCGAGGAGAGAAGGAAGCUGGUUUCGUUGUUUUUACAGUGAGACGUUACAGAGUUCGAUUUGUGAAGGAAGGAAUCUGAGAAUGGUUCCGGAUCGGAUUGUUAUGUCGAGAGGAGGUGAGAAGUUAGAGGAAGUUAUGGGGAGGAAAGAGGAGGAAGAGCUUCCUGAGUUUCGACAAGGUGCGUUUGAGGUGGCGGAAGAGGUUUCUUCACGGUUAGGUUUUAAGAGACACCGUCGUUUUGGUGGAGGAGAAGGAGGAGGAGGAGGCAGUGUGGUUUCUCGGCGGCUGGUGAAUGAUGAGAUGUUGAAUGAAUAUAUUCAAGAAGGUGGAAUUGAUAGACAUACAAUGAGAGAUUUGGUUGCUUCGAUUCGUGCUGUUGAUACCAAAGAUUUCGUUUGUGAAGAGUGGGUGGAGGAACCAACCUUGCUUGUCACUAGAUUCGAGUACGCAAAUCUCUUCCAUACCGUGACAGAUUGGUAUAGCGCUUAUGUUUCCUCUAGAGUCACCGGUUUGCCUAAUCGACCACACGUUGUUUUCGUUGAUGGACACUGCACGACGCAGCUAGAAGAAACAUGGACAGCUUUGUUUUCUGGAAUUAGAUAUGCAAAGAAUUUCACCAAACCGGUUUGUUUCCGCCACGCGAUUCUUUCACCAUUGGGAUAUGAAACUGCGCUUUUUAAAGGCUUGACCGGAGAAAUAGACUGCAAGGGAGAAUCAGCUCACAAUCUGUGGCAAAACCCGGACGAUAAAAGGACUGCGAGGAUAUCAGAGUUUGGUGAAAUGAUUAGAGCAGCUUUCGGGUUUCCUGUCAACAGACACCGCUCAUUAGAAAAACCGCCAUCAUCAUCAUCAACAACCUCUGUUCAUAACGUUCUCUUUGUCCGCCGUGAAGAUUACUUAGCCCAUCCUCGUCACGGCGGUAAAGUCCAGUCUCGGCUCAUCAACGAGGAAGAAGUGUUCGACUCGUUGCAUCAUUGGGUCGCGACUGGCUCCACCGGUCUGACCAAAUGUGGGAUAAACCUUGUGAAUGGCUUGCUUGCACACAUGUCAAUGAAAGAUCAAGUCCGAGCCAUUCAAGACGCUUCAGUGAUCAUAGGAGCUCAUGGAGCAGGACUCACUCACAUUGUAUCUGCAACACCAAACACAACGAUAUUUGAGAUAGUGAGCGUCGAGUUUCAGAGACCUCAUUUCGAGCUCAUAGCUAAGUGGAAAGGAUUGGAGUAUCAUGCGAUGCAUCUGGCGAACUCACGAGCGGAACCAACGGCUGUGAUUGAGAAGUUAAAGGAGAUCAUGAAGAGCCUUGGCUGCUAAAGGUUAAAAAUAGUGAGUGAGUUCGAAUCUCUGGGUGACCGGUGGUGAGUUUGGAAUAUUUUGAUACUUUGUAUUUUUGUAUCAUUUUUCGAUGGGUUAAUGGUGUAAAUUGGCUUUGCUUUUUUGUACUAAACAUGAUUUCUUUUA
This is a messenger RNA of Arabidopsis arenosa, 1752 nucleotides long. Lineage: Eukaryota; Viridiplantae; Streptophyta; Magnoliopsida; Brassicales; Brassicaceae. The record is from the annotation of a GenBank genome assembly.